Messenger RNA from Porites evermanni, 42067 nucleotides. The record is from the annotation of a GenBank genome assembly. NCBI's taxonomy places the organism in Eukaryota, Metazoa, Cnidaria, Anthozoa, Scleractinia, Poritidae.
AUGGCCCCAAAUGUAUUUCACAUUGGGGUGAAUGAACAAGUAUCCAUAGCAGUGUUUGAUGCUGUAAAUCCUGUGAACGUAAAACUAUAUCUUCAGGAUUAUCCACACAGACAAAAGACCUUUUCGCAAGUACAAGGUCAAGUGAAACCAGGUAAAUCAUACUUUGCCAGUACAAGAGGGAAGAAGACACUGACAAGAGCCAGCACGGAGAGUGAUUGUUCUUCGAUCUGGCCUCCCGGGGCACUGAACGUACGCGUCUCAGUGGCGACUAAAAGCAUUUCUAAAAUGUUGAUAGUCCAGCUACGUAGUAAAUUUUAGAUUUAAAUUUUACAAGGCAGAGAUGCAUCAACCGAACUUCAGUUUCCUGCAAGAUCCGUGCCGCGCCGUGACGAUUAAAGUCGAUUUAUCUAUAUGGAUUCAAAGGGUGAUCGUUGCAUUUAGCCUGUGAGGAAGCUCUCCUGAGGUCUCCGGGGUGCUCUGGCGUCUGGCUACGUUGCAUUGAUUGCGAUGAUUUUGCCUGUACUAUUUAGGGCUGUUUAAUCCAGAUUAGUUGUUCUUGCAUAUCGGUCUCAGAGGAUGCUGCUGACAUCCUGAUUAAGGGGCUGUUUACAUGGAGUCGAAUGGAGAGAGAAAGAUCCUAGCACUAGGAAGAUCCUCGAAGGCGCAACAGCUUUUCGUUUGGAUUUGACAUGCAGAAAUUCGGUCUGUGCAGUUAACAGUAGAGAAGUAAUUGAAAAUUUAAAGAUUACCCACUGAAAAACCCGUCGCCGAAAAACAGAGAAAGUAAGACAGACAGACAGGCAGACAGACUAGACAGACAGACUUGACAGACAGACUUGACAGACAGACAGACAGACAGACAGACAGAAAAAUGAGGAAGAGAGCAAGUACAGGCACAGGGAUGGUUAAGGCAGUUCAAAGAAAGAAGAUUUUCGUAGAAGGUCUUAAUAGCACGGGAAGGAUAGGCAUGUACAUCGAAUGAUAGCUGAAGAAAUUAAAUUAGUAAAACUCCUCAUAUAAGAACUGGGUGAUUUACGAACCUACAGGCUUAAAUUUGGCAUUUAAAUACCCAAAAAUACGAGAAAGAGCCUCUUCGGCCUGGCAAAGAAAAACAGGUUCUUAUACAAAAAAACUCACUCCAAUUUUUAAGGUCAAAAUCUUGUAUAUGUUUUCUUUGAUUUACAUUUGUUUGGAUUUGCACGAGAAAUAUGUUUUCCAUAAACCUUUAUGUAUUAAUAGUACAAUAUUUCUACCAAUGGUUACACUACAACAACCUCUGAAAAAGUAUAAGAACCUAUUAAGAACUAAUCAUUACUAUCUAUUUUUUCGCAGAAUAACUAAAUUAACAUGGAUAAUUCAACUAAGCGAAUGAAAAAUUUGGGGUUAGGUGCACUUCAAUUUGCAAUCAAGUUCCUUAAGAGUUAAUCAAUACGUAGGUUGAACUAAAACAGUGUUUUUCUUCGAACGUAUAGCUCAUUAUUUAUUUAUUUAUUUGUAUAUUUUUUAUUUCCAGGUCAAGGUCACUUAUUUCUUUCAGUGAAGGUAAUAUACCGUAUCGUUAUCUCAUUAAAGAGCAUUUAAUUUCGCGAAAUGACAAGAAGAAGACAAAUUUGGCGCUUUGCCGGAAAUCAUAAGAAAAUUAUCCCGCAAAAUACACCAUUUUUAAACGAGAUGUACCCUUUUUGUAUACCUUCCAUUGAAUUACGGAACUUUUUUCACCUACUUUUAUUAAGAACACUGCAUUCUUUCUCCUGGCAAACCCUAACUGGCAAUCGGUCAUGCGGGGAGAACUCUUGUCCAACUAUAAAGUGUACCAUAUCUUAAUGACAGAUUUACCUAUCCCCAUAUAAAUUAUUAUUGUUGUCAAUAACGAACUCUUUCACUUGUGUCGCCAGGUGACCAAUUUUGACCAAUGAGGCGCGCGGAUUGUGAACGAAGAUUGUAUAUUAACAGAACUUACAAAAGCAAAGUCUAUAAUGUAUAGCUAGCAUUGUUUUCACUACUAUUAGCUCUAAACUCAGCAUGCUUCCCCCAUGUUUAGUUUUGAUGACCUGUAGUUCAUUGCACCUUGUAUAUUUAGGUAGAGCCCGAAAACCUGCCAGACAUCGCAUCUGUCGACAAACAAUACGUUUAUCUGGUAGCCAAGUCCGAUGACGCGCAUUAUCAGUUUCAUAAGGAAGCCAAGAUUCUUUUGAGCUACAGUGACGGAAUGGUGUUUAUACAGACGGACAAACCAAUCUACACUCCCAAACAAAAAGGUAACCGACACAGCUUAUUGCAAAAGCAAGUGUAGGCUUGAUAAGUAGGAAACUUAGACUGGAUUACAAAUUUUCACAAGCAUUUUCUAUCAAAUGCGCCUCCCUCAGCCCACAAAGUUUAUGGAGAAAAAAUUACUGAAUGCUAUGAUUAUCAGCCAUCGGCUAGUUUUUGUGUGGAGAAAUUUGAACGAGGGCACAAGAUACAUCUUAUUCGAUUCCGGUAUUACCCUGGGUGCCAGAGGCUUUUCAUGCGUGGUUUCCGGUUUCGGUCAGUCUUUUAAAAAAGUGAAGUGCCCGAAAAGCGAAAAGUUUUUCCUCGCGGCGUCGCCGCUCGUGUCUUCGGCCUUCGGUCGAACACGUGUCGGCCUGCGGCCGACGAAACGAAGCUCCCCGUCGCACGCGAGAAAAAUCCUCUGGUACCCAGGGUAUUCAGGUGUGUUAUCACUUAGAAAUAAAACUAGCUAAAUUCUUGCCCUGACGUGGUUGCAUACUUAGCCUCACCGGCGGGUCUUUAUUUCUUUCCGUUUUUUACUUACUAAGGUUUCUGGGUCUCAAAGAAGACGCCUGUGGUUCUCGAUUUUCGAUGCUUUUCAGUAGGGGUAGGGAAGGGGAAGAGAGGGGAAGAGAGUGGAGGGGGUCCACAACCAGGCGGAAAUCCGGCACAUGUUAAAUCCACAUUUCAACAACUUAUUUUGUACUUUUUGCUAACUUUUUCUUGCUUUGUAGUUGAAAUUCGUGUCAUCCCUCUUGAGUUCGACAUGAAACCGUCACGAAAGCAGGUAAAACUAUGAUUGAUCACAUGAAUGAUAUCAUGACGUUUGGGAGGAAGGGGCUCGGCAAAACAGCACUCUUGGAUAUUAUUUUGUUUUGUGUUAUUAGCUUCUCCCUUGAAGUGUUCUCUUAUAACCACGUUUUCUUUGAUGUCCUAUGUUCGCUUUAUUUACUACAUACGUUACCCAGACUAUCUAAAGUACUAGCCUGCGCAGCAGGCGCGCUAGAACGCGCGCACGAGGAAAAAAAAGGAUUGGAGGCGUCCUCUACCCCCUUCACGCGUUCACCUCACGCUAUACAAAAACUAACAAUAAAGCUAACUGGCAGCUACCACGCAGGCUGCCAAGGCACUUUAGGAGACAAAAAUGCUCUUCAUAACACGAAUUCGGUAAUAAAAGGUGUUUGCAGCAUACAUUCCCGUCUUAGAAGUGUAUAUAUCUACUUAGGCUUAUUCCUGGCGAAUCGUGCUCACCUGUGGACCUACACUCGUGAGAGACGGCCUCCUUUAGUCCCAGAAGUGACCCACUGUGGGCAAUCGUUUACUUACUUUGGAUUAAGGAUCAGCUAUAGAUCUGUCAGAACCGUUUCCAAAUAAAUCAUACUAGCCAAGUUAUGCACUGAGUUUUUCAACUGAUUGCUUUGAAAUCCUAUUCUAAGGAAGCUAAGAACAUUAUAUCAGCUAGGAAAUCCUUAUUUUAAUCAUUAAGGCAAUCACAUCAACCUAGAAUACACAUUACACAUCAGGCAUUAUUACUUUUUCUCUUUUUAACCAGCAUGCUGUUUUAGGUUGUUAAAAAUUCUACAGUUUAAACCUUUAUGUAACUGACGAAUUUGUGAUUCAUUGAAACAUGACUUGCACACUAAACAACUAUGCGAUCUGUUUAAAAAUCUUGAUUUGCUUUUUGCUUUCUUGAACAUACCAAGUUAAAUGUUUUGUUCAUGGCAAUUCGUAGAGAUGGUCACGUGAUUCUUUUUCGUUUGUCAUGAACAUUAGCAAUCGGCCAUCUCUCAGUGCUAUUUGCUGAAAACGCGAUGCUUAACCCUCUCAUUUUGGUCUCUCAUAGUCGACUUACCGUAAAUUCAGACUGACACUUUUUAUUUAUUAUUCUUGUCUUUAUAUAGAUAACAGUGGUAGUUGAGGUAAGCGCACUCCUCUUGGAUGUUGCAGGAAAUCUUUCUAUUUGUUUGUAUAAGCGCUUGUAUGUCUGCUUAUUAUUCCGUGCGAAAUUAAGUCAUUUUCUUCUACUCGGUUUUAAUUUUUCCCCAGAAUCCACAGGGUAUCAGAGUACGGCAAUGGAAGAAUCUGGAUACCAGGACAGGUGAUUUCAUAGAUAAAGCGUUUUCACACAUGUGCGAUUAGGCCCGUUAGAACAAAAGAAAGUGUUCACACCUCAAAAAAAUUUGACUCCCUCAAAAUCUUUUUGGUAAAAUCAACCUGACCUAUGAAUUGGAUUAGCUGGACAUUGCUGAAAUUCAUGUCAUUUUUUGUCCAUAGCAAUGUUUAAGUUGGAUCCCACAACUUAAAAGGGUUAAGUAAGAAGCUUCACCCGACAAGUUAUAGCUUGUUCACAGGCAUUUUUCAGUUUUUUUUUGUUUUUUUUUAUCGAGCGUAUGAAAAUAAAAACCGCGGGGAUUGACCGCCAUCGCAAGUGGGAGAAUGGGGGGGGGGGGGGGGGGGGGGUUUUUUUUUUGUUUUUUUUUUGUGGGAGUAGAAAGAAAAAAAGGGGGGGGGGGGCUGGUUUGGGGGGGGGGGGGGAGGGGGGGGGGGGGUGGGGGGGGGGAUCGGAGGGCGGCUAACAAAAACAUGUUUCUUUCUAUUUGUCUUUCUUUUUCUCUCGCGCGCUCGUCAAAUCACGUCGACCGUACAGACUUUGGCCUUGAUGUACAUCAAGGCCUCGGUUUGAGAUUUCCCUAUAAUGACCUCACUCUCAGUCAAUAAUUUAAGUAGUAUGUAAGGGCAUUUUUUGUGUAAUUUCUUCAUCAAGGAAUCAUAUGGAAGAGGAUUCACCUGGACGAGAAUAUUCUGUUGGGUAACUGGACGAUAACAGCCUUAUACGGUCAUCGGGUACGUAAACGUGUAGUUUACAUUUUUUUUUUUUAUCCCAGCGCAUCAGAAGAAACGCGCUUAGUAAAAACGGAAAGAUAUAUUAGCAUAACUGUCAAUUUGUGCUUAUGCGGUUGUUACGUUUUAUUUUUCAAGGAUAUCCACAACACUUCAGUGAAGUUCGAAGUGACGGAAUAUGGUAAGAACAUCUUGUGUAAUUAAACAGGGCCGUCUGUCUUAAGAUAUACUAACGCCAAUGAUUUUUGCUUGCUUUCAGUUCUUCCUAAGUUUUCUGUAAAACUCUUGGUCCCACCCUUCAUCAUGAAAACAGAUAACGACUUCAGAAUCUACAUAGCAGCAAGGUAGAUACGUCUGGCAUAUUUUUGACUAAGGGCCUGUUUACAUGGAGGUGGGGGACCCCAAGUAGGUGAGGUAACCCGCUUAGAUGGGGUAACCCGCCUGUCCAUGUAAUCUCUUAUAUCCAUUUGAUCACGUUUACAUGAUAGGUGGGUUGACCCGCCAAGGCGGGUAGCCCGGUCUGCCAGACCGGGUAAAUCCUCUCAGCCGGGGUCAAAUUUUGCCAUGUAAACGUUUUAUUUAAGAUGGGGUAACUCGCCUAGCCGGGGUCUGGAUUCAUGGUACAUCAAAUUCACGAAAAAUUCACUUUGGCGGUGGCUUUGCAUCAUUAUUAAAGGUAACAAUAGAAAACCACAGCACUGAGGGGGGGGGGGGGGGGGGAGAAAAAAAUGGGGGGGGGGGGGGGGGGGGGGGGGGGGGGGGCAGCAAGAACAGCAGUCGUUUACGUGUUUACGCGUUUUUUUGUUUACGUGCUUAGCGACCAUUCAAUAAUCUGAGAAAGUGAACCCCGGGAUGGCGGAGUUGUAAGAUUACAUGUAAAGGGGAGUUAUUUUUUUACCCCACCUAAGCGGGUUACCUCAACUACCAGGGGUCCCCCACUUCCAUGAAAGCAGGCCCUAAAGUCUACUGGUUUAUAGCUUGUUUCGAUCUGCCCUUGUUUCUUUGAAUUUUAAGGUACACCUUCGGGAAACCUGUUCUGGGCAAUGCACGUGUAAAUUUGGACAUUGUGGGGAUGAAUGGCACGACUUUCCCGUUUGCCAGGCCUGUCUUCACGGUGAGUUGAAUUGAGGAAAGCUGUUCAGUUUGCGUUGAGAAUUUAACACCAGCAGAAAUUCCACAACAGUUUCCUUUUAUCAGUAAACUAGUAAUUCAAAACGACGGGUGGGACUUGCUGGUUCCCAUACAAUUGCCCGAAACGCAAGAGCGCGCGGUAGUCUACAAAUUAAAAAUUACCGGAUCAAAUAUCUAGCACGUCAGUCGAGUGCAUUGAAUUCUGGGAAAACUGAUGAAAGAGCGGCGCCGUGAUACAUUCCGCCGAUCUUCUUGUGAUUGUCUGAAAAUGGUUUCCAUAUGAUCGCUUCCAAUUUUUCUCGAUAGCUGCAUGCGCAACCAUCCAAAACAACAGCAGCAAACCAAAAAACAUUUGCGAGUGGCCCGGAUCUUCCCUCAUCGCGCCAAUUGCCUAAACAUAUCUUGGGACGACUUAGACGCUCGAAAAGAUGAUUGUAGAUGAUUAAAUGGAAACUAGUCAUCAGGGAGAGCUUUGAUUGUAUUCCACUGCACUGUUUACAGUUUUCUCGCUCCACUGUCUGUAACAUGAUAAUGUAACGGAGGACUAAAAGCUAAAAUUUAGCCUUCCAAUUAAUUACUAAUGCCAAACGUGUAUCUUUGACUGUACACUCCAAGAUAGGUCAAAUUAUAUUGCAGCAUCGUUUUUGCUCAUACAAAUUUCGUUCCCUUUCGGAGUUAUCUGCCUGAAACAAUUUACCAAGAGUUAAGAGAACUUAAUACUUCAUCCAUCUUCCAAAAAUAAGAUGGUUACCAUUAUUUUGCAGAUUUAUCAAAGAAGCUGAUCAGCGGUUUACUCCAGCUGAUUUAUAUGAAAAGUUGAUUAACUUUAAUACAGAUAAAUACAAUUAUUAUUAUGUUAUGAUGAUGACGAUGAUGAUGGUAAUAAUGAUGAUGAUUAUUAUUAUUUUAUGGUGCAUGCUUUACGGCAGGUAUGUUGGUAAUGCCGGAAAUUUUAGUCCAAUAAUCAACUGGCAAGUUACUGCAAGCUACCUUAGACUUCAAGGACUCCUCAGAGGAUCCUCGCUGAUCCCCCCACAUAUAGCUAUUUAUUAUCAAUGUUAUUUAUUAUUAAUGUAAUUACAAGAGUAGAUUAGCUCCUGGUAAUUAUCAAUAUUGUGGCACAUUUUUUGGGCCUCUUGAUAGUUUGAGUUCAUUUCUCUAUUAUGUUUCAGCUCAACGGGAGUGGUAAUACGACUCUGACAGAAAAGGUGCAGACCAUUAAGGACCUUCCGGGAAACAUCUGGUUUCCGGAAAAGAGCAGACUUCACGUUCAGGUUGAAGUCAUCGAAAGAGCGACUGGCAGUAAGGAAAGUGCCGUGGAUAAUUCAUGUCUUUUUACAUCAAGUCCCUACAUUGUUGAGUUCAAGAAUACUCCGAAUUACUUUAAACCCGGAUUUCCUUUUCGAGCUAAGGUAUGAUUUGGGAAAAUCGCCAUGGGUAGAUUAGACUUUAAUUACAAACCGUUGAAAUAUUUUUAGAAGAGCAGUGGAGCUUGUCUGGAGUCGUUUUAGGAUACUUAUCUUGGCAUUUGCAUGUCAGGCGCUAUUUUUUUUUCGGACGAGCAUACACUAACCAGUACCAUAUGUCGAUGUCGCGUACUCAUAUUUAUGAUGUUAUGAUUCACGACGCGCUUUUUCAAGUUGUCCGCUGAACUUUUGGUAAGUGUCCCUUUCGCAAGAUUUAUCAUUUAUAACUGCAUCUUGCUUAAACAUCAACUUAACUAUUUAAUUCACGAAGACCAAAAUUCAGCGAGAAGCAAAAACUACCAAUUAUGGACCCUCUCGCCGGUGGCUAUGCUAUGUUGGAAAACAAGGCGCAUACUUUGCAUUUAUAACACUGCAGAAGAUGAAACUAGAGGUUGUGCGCUUGGUAAGGUGCUGGCCAUACAGCGGACUAUGGUAAUGUGUGCUUCUUACUGAAGUUUGGUCAUAUUUCACUUGCCUCGGGGGCAAAUUGAAGGUAAAGUAGACUUAAAGUAGAUACAUCCACGAACAAGUGAAAUAUUUUGAAACACGAGAAGACAAAUCUCGUAUCUCCAAGAGGCCAUGUAUUAACGUUCUAUUCAUUACACAAACACCAAUGGAAUACCAAACCAUUUCACUUUAAAAAUAUUAAUAAAAAAGAAUUACAGAUUUCACUAGUUUCGUAUACAAAUUUGUGGUCCGAAAUCAUUUUAUCAUACUAAACACCAAGAUUCCGCUUCAGCCUGUCAACCCUUGUAACUGUAUAACGAAAUCUAAGACAAUGCUCCGGAACUGUACUACGGACACCUGGCUCUGUUCUUUUGCUGUGUUUUUUAAUUCAGUAUCUACUACAAUUCAAUUUCAGGCUGUAGUUACCCAUCCUAACAAAAAGCCAGCCGUUGGUGUACGAGUCCUAAUGGCAGCCAACUUUACUCGAGGCAAAGACAAAAGUAUGGAAGUGAACCAGAAAUUUGAUAGAGAUGACCCCAAUUCAAUCGGUCAUACGGACUUGAACGGUGAAGUCGAUUUUGCCAUAAAUACCCAGUCGAAUUACCACCUCAUCAUUAUUAAGGUACAGAAAAAGAUAACACUAUUUGUGUGUAAAAAAGGGUUUGGGUAUUCGUCGUGGCAGACACAGUUAGACGUUUUUAAGUGAGGCCUUUUUCCUUGUGAUUACAUUGUAGAUCCAUUGACGGUACCAAAUGUGUUUGUUAACUGUCUUACGAUUAGCCAGAAAUUUUGGGCAAAACCACAGCCCAAGAAUGCCGGCAAAAAGUCUACUACUGGCCGGUUAACGUGUGUACUUCAAAAACUUCUUUGCUUAAGCUCCCCAUUAUAAUGGGGUCUCAUAUUGCGUGAUCAUGUAGUCACUUCUAUGUAGCUUGCGACUCCCGACUACUUACGACGGUAUUCUUCAGGCGAGGUGACGAUUGUACACCGUUGUGUCGGUCUGCUGAGCGGUAGGCUGUGAGUUCAAACUCCGUCCAGACCACUUACCAAGUUCUUUAAAAAGACUAGUGAGAUCAUGGUAGCUGUUUUUUAAACCCUUUCUCAGUUCAGAAGAUCGCGUUAUUGGGCGGUGACGUUAAACCGGCCUUUGGCCUUGUCUCCUUCAUCCUUCCACAUCAGCUGGAAGGGGUCGUUAUAGAACCUGUGACAUUGUUCGAGAAAGGUAGGGGAUGUAGGCCCUGGUGUCAUGGUCUACAUGACUUGUGCCAUCAUUGGUUUGAGUGGGCAACUAAGGUGAUCGAGAUUUAAAAACAUGGACUGAAGCGCGCGGCUGCUUAGUGCGCCUUUACAUGCUGACGUACGAUCCCCGAUCUCACAAGUGAGGAAAGUUACCCCGUUAUUGAUUGAUUGAUUUUAGAAAAGACGACAGGAGUCGGCUAUUGUUAAUUCACUGGCCGUCUAGCAGGGGCAAUAAGGAUCGAAGGAACCAAUCACAGCCGAUCACUGUGAUUCGAAAUGCACGACGCAGUCACCCGACCUUAUCGCAUGAAAAAAGGCUAGCAUAUAGCAAUAAGCAGGCAAAACGUAGCGAUCUAAAUCACAAGUGACUAAAUCGAAAAACUAUAGGGUGCCGUUUGUAAAUUUAUUGUUUAGGUCAAAAUCAUGCCGUUUUUUCGUUAGUAAUAAAUAAUCGGGAGUUUUGGAAACUUUGUAUAUAAAUCAUUUGAAGGAACAAGUAUUUACCGAAUGAUAUGUAAACCAUUUGCUUUCCCUGUUGUCUUGUUGUUUAACUUGAUUAUAGGUGAAAACGGACGAUGAUCGACUUGAAGAGAAAUACAAUGGAGUUGCCAAUAAAGUAGUUAAACCAUUUAACACAAAUGGCCCUUUUAUUAUGAUCCGCCAGAAUGUGAAGAAAGGAUCAGUAAAGGUGAUGUACAAUUCGUUGUUCCAAUCGAAAUCACCACAAGACAUAUGCUUGCAUCAAAGUUAUUGCAUGUAAACAUCAUACUGGAUAAUAAAUCAUUUUUUAAUUUAUAUUGCGCAAAUAUCAUCAGAAAAACAGACUUUUCAAAUGAGCAUUACAACGACUUAAACAGGAAAACUGAUAUAGAAACUUAACAAGGUUGUUGGUAUAAAUGGUAAAAUAUUCCAAACGUUUCUAUAGCUGAGUUAGGUUACAACUUGUUCCUAAAUAUUUAAUAUAUAGAUACACUCUUCUAUGUCUGGUGUUAUUAUGGUCAAAUUUCGACCCUACUCGUCCUUCUUUCCUCAGAGUCACACGCAGUGAGCGAAAAAUUAAUAUUGUGUAAAAUGGUUACAAUUUCCGAACUAGAACUCGAAUGAUCGUUAGUUCAGUUCGAACUUCACCUAGAGCUCGGAUUUUUUCUGAUCUUUGAGCUUUCUGGUGUUUGAUUUUUCUUCCAAAUUAUACUUUGCACCCUUGAUUUUGAAUGCUGAUUGACAGCCGAUUUUGACCAAGUCCCUCACACUUCAAAGAUUUUCUUUUACACAAACGAUCUCUCAUGUGUUUGUGAAGCUCGUUUCAUAGGAUUAGCUUCAGGUCCGCAACGCCAAACAACGUGUCUCCCAGUUCGCGGGUGUUUCUUGGUGUUGGUUUGCCUGUGUGUUGUGGUGUGGGUAUUGUUUAGUAUCUUUUCAAUCUUUUGUAUUACGUCAUUUGGUGAUUGCACUCGUUCGCAACACCAAGAAAGAAUCACAAAAAAAACCAAUUCGCCACUUUAGAAACGAGAAGAGAACCCUUCCCGCGAUGGUUUCUGGGAUUGUUACUGGAGACGUGCCGGUCAUCUAUUGGCCAAUUUUUCUCUGUCCCUAGUAACAGUCCCAGAAGUCUUUGCGAAAGUGAUCUCGGUCCAGUUUCCCGUUUUUAAAGUAGCGAAUGCUUAUAACAUAAAACUAUCGUUUGAGGUCACGCUCUCCCCGGAGCCUUUUACAAACCUAACCAUCAUCUCGUUCUCAGCAUCCGCGUUACCCUUGUCUAACGGAAAAGCGGUGUUUAGUGAUAUGAGCAUCCCCACAUUUUGGGCAUCCCCAUUCCCAAAACCCUAGUGAUAUGGGUAUCCCCUUCUCAUAUUACCUUAGCGAUUUGGGUAGAAACGAGGAUACUGGGCCAGGCUAGCUUUUGCAAAGGCUUCUAGCUGCUUCUGGGUCUGUUACUUAGGACAAGAAGAAAAUUGGCCAAUAGCUGGCCGGCGCUUCCCAUGGCCAGUAACGAUCCUAGUAAAAAUUGCGUGACAAACACCGGUUUCAUUUUCCUUCUAGUUUCUAAAGUGGCAAAUUGCGCACCCGCACAAGAGUAAAAGGGCGAUUAGCCAAUCGGAGGGCGCGCUUUGCUUUCUUUAUAUUAUGACACUUCUAGGGAAGGGAAGAAAUGUAACAAGAAUUCAUCUACCGUUGUUUCCCAGGUUAAUGACAAAAUGGAGUGCGAACUAUUCCACAGUGAGCAAGCUGGAGCAGGCUCUCCCAAAAAACUAUCGUUUGCAGUAAGACCAGUCUUGUUCAUUAAACAAUUUUAAAGUUGAAUUUCAGCUCAUAUGAUAGUGAUUUCAGUUCAAUUGAAUGUAACUAAACCAUUAGCACAAUUUUUUUUUCGUAACACCUUGCUUGUUCUGCAUAACUCUGCAUAUACUAUCUCUUUGGAGAGCUUUAUAUAUGAAAACAAUCACACCGCUAAAAGUGUACUUAAAAGUGAAUUGGCGCCGUUUCAUAAUUCAUCGGUAUUAUGCCGUCUCGUGUAAUUUGCAAAAAAAAAAUCAAACAGGCGAAUCAAUUUCCGGUAGUUGAAUUCUAAUGGAUUGUACAGCUCAGAAACAGAUAAAGAAAAUUUCACGUCGUAAUCAUGCAGUGAGAGAAAAGUAAUGUACCAAAAGUUGUGAUGUACGUACAGAGGUGUUGUUUAUCUCAUGAAAUUAAAGCUAUUGCCUUUCUGACGCUCUUGAUGUCGUCGCCGUCAUGUGCUUGUACCUAUUCCUCUCGCGACUUCGCCGGUCGUUCCUUCGCGCGCUCACCGAGAAAACCACAGGUCUCAGUUACUCAAAAGUUGGAUAGCGCCAUCCAUCGGAUAAAUCGCUAUCCGAUGGAUACAUAUUUGGGAAACCAAUUGCGCUAUCCACUGGAUAGAGAUUUAUUCAAUGGAUGGCGCUACCCACCUUUGGAAAAACUGGGGCCAUCGUGCGUUGGGUACAUCAUAAGAAUUUGACGAAUUUGGCUUUUAAGGCCCUUUUUUAAAGUACUUGCUGCUGCCGUGCUGAACUCAAUUGAUAGAAUAAAAUUUGACCUUUAUUACCUUGACGGCUUUUGAGAGAUGGAAAGGAGUUCAUGAAAAUGUACGGUACAUGUACAUUGCAAGAGAACAUAAAGUUUUUUGUCUAGUCAGUCAGGCAAAUGAAAAAACUCAUCUCGAAAACCAAAUUGGGCUGCGCUGGAAGUCAAGUCGAGGAGCGACUAAAGAAGCACCAGCACUUCCUUCGAUCCAUAUCUUCGCUCUUUAGCUAGCUCCACUGACGGUCAAAGAAUAACUAUUUGUAACCUGUACAUUCUUUUCUAGGUGGUAUCUCGUGGACGGAUUCUCUCUCACGAUAUGGCCAUUGCUUUAAAUGGUGGGAAAUCUAAAAGCUGGCAGUUUUAUGUAACUCCGCAAAUGUCUCCAUCGGCGCGUCUGAUUGGCUAUUACAUUGACAACAAUGGAAACGUUGUAGCUGACAGCAUCUUACUCGACGUUGAAGACAGUCUUCCAACCAAGGUAUUAACCAAUUGCCACGCACUUAUAAGGGAAAUUAAUUUAGCUGUAUUUUUGUUUUGGGUUUCUGGGUUUAAUAAUACAGACACCAUGAAAAUUGUGUGAAUCUGAAGAUAACUUUUACGUGAACAAUAAGUAAAGGUAUAGUUCUUUACAUUUAAGGUAAGGUUGAUCGGACAGCUAUCAUCUCUUGUCUUGUCAGGAUAUAAUUGGUAGUUCCUGUAAUGUGCAAAAAAACAUGUUCAUUUGAAAAGCAGUGCGUUCUCAUGAAAACAUGGUCACCUCCACCUUGGCUAGGAGUCUUAUCCCUACCACCACUGUUAAAUGACCCAUUCUUAACUAAAUAUAACUUGCAUUAUAAAAAUCGCCGGAGUGAGCACAACUUUAUCCGAGACCCCCUACAGCAUAAUUAAGUUCCUCACUCUCAUACCUGACAGUUGAUACCCGCUAAUGGGGGAUGCUUUGAAAAAACGCAAUGAAUAUGAAACCGUAAAAGAGCGGGUAGACAGAUUUCAUAUUCUUGAUUCCUUUUUCAGGUUGAAUUCCAUAAGCCCGGUAAAGACCAAAUUUUUCCUGGAUCUAAACUUGACCUCCGCAUUGAUACCACUGCUGGGACACGACUGGGAGUUGUAAUUGUAGAUGAAAGCGUUUACUUGUUAAGAGAUAAAAACAGACUCACUAAAGAGCGGGUAAGUUUUAAAACUUUUGAGCCUUCGCUCAUUUACAUUUUUACUUUUAGUUUGGAACUAACAGCCUAAUCACCCGUUUCCUGCGUUUUCCUGUACCUCUUAUGCAACCUCUUUCCCAGGGUUCUCUUCUACGCGUCCUACCUCCGUGGGGCGGGUAGGAGAGAACCCUGGGAACGAGGUUGCCUCUUGUGACCUCAUCAAUUUCAACGGUCACAGGCAAAUUUGAAAUGGGGUGCGGGAUGGGAGGGUGUUUUGGGUUACCUCGUUCCCAGAAACGACUCUGAGACCGAGCGAUUCAUUCUGAGAACCCAUAUAUAAAAAGUAAAAAAUAUAUACAUCAUCCUAUUUUUGACAACAAAUUUUUAAUGGACAUUCCACUCCACCUAGUAUGUCCUUCAAAAUAAUUUCGGGAUACACGUACGGGGUUUUCGUAGAAACGUUUCCGCGAAAUAGAGCCAAGUAAUUGCCCAGAAGAACAGAAAAAAUAGGGGAACAUGCGCUUUUGGAUCCAUACCCGUGAGUCUCUUUGAUAUUCAAUAAUACUCUUCAAUAAUAUUUCACUAUUAUGUAAUAUUCUUAAGAUAUUCAAGGCUGCUGAGGAUCUCGACCUUGGCUGCGGUGUGGGAGGAGGGAAGGACAGCAAAGACAUUUUCAAGGUUGGUGUUGUCACAGGGUCUGACAGCAUUUCAGGCCUAGGAUAGGUUUUUAUCAACUCGGCCGUAAGUUUUUAGUGAAGAAGAUCUCGUUCGGUUUCUUUUGUACUGCCUCUGAAUUAGUCCCAGCCGUAUCCAAGAUACAGUUAGCGAUGGUUUUAGAGAAUGGCUCGCAGAUGAGCAGUCAGACUAACUUUAAGAACUUCUGGAAUUCAGUUUUGAAGUUAGCCUACAAAAUGUAAGACAGCUAAGAAAGACCGGGGGGGCGGGUACUCCUGGGAAUUCUUGGUAGGGUGUGCCGCCCGGUUCUCCAAAUCCUGCUCCUACGUCAGACCAAAAAAUGUCAUUUUUCACACCCGUUUUCAGACCUGGCCUCUAAAAUCCAUACCCGUUUUCAGACCUGGCCUCUAAAUAAAUUAUGUCAUCAUCACUUAUAUUAGAACAACAACCAAAAAAAAGUUCUAAAAAUCCAUUUCGAAUUCACAUAUUUAUCUUUCUUUCUUUCUCGUUUGGAACUCAAGCGUACCUUAGUCCCAUGUAUACAGUUUACACACAGAGUUGUCAAUAAAGUGCCAAUGGAAACAGGUUUUCCUUGUAUCCCUAUGAAGAAAGUGAUGGGAGAGGGGAGAGGGGUGCUCACUGGAGAAAGUGCAUGUUUGAUAUUUUGGCCUUGGUGUGGGCGCUUAUUCGGGGGAGGGCUCUCAUUAGAGCUUGAGCGCUUAUUCGAGGAAAUACGGUAUCUAAUCUGAUGUUUGAAGAAAGAGCAAAGCCAAAUUGCAAGAAGACGGCGAUGAGGGAAAUCCGGACGAUGUUUCUAUCCCUUUUAAUUAUCUCCCCUCGCUUCGCUUCGGCUCGGGCUAACUAUUCUAGGAGGUUACUUUUGACAGACCUAUACCUGUUUUUUUUGUAUUAACUUUUUGUAAAAACUGUUUUAACACCGUCGCGCUCACGCAGAGAAGGAUGUAAAUGUAUCGUCAAUCCGUGGUCGCUGCACCACUAACAACAAUUACUGUACUCUGUCUUAAUUUUCCCUUCUUUUAGAACGCUGGUGUUGUCUUGAUGACUGACAACUUCGUUAGUGGUGCAAGAAGAGGUGAGUUUAUAAUGAUCUUUCCCUAAAUAGCCCACCUGUUUCUGAGAGAAUUAAAAUGGAAGCCAUUAGGAAAUUGAGCAAUUUCAAUUUUCAAUGGAUAAAACCUUGUACCAGAAUAAUUUCAAGCAUAUGGCAUCUUUUUUUCACACUUUUCGAGGGCUAUAAAUAGGCUACUUCCGAGUUCCAAAAACCCUCACUUUCAAAAUAAGGCUAGGUGCACAACCUUUCUUGUGAAAAUGAGUUUUAUUUGCAUGAGAAUGAAAAAUGAUUUCCAUAUCAAAGGCUGAGCACCUACCCUCAUUUUGAAACAGAGGCCGGGGGAACUCGGAAAUGGCCUAUUAAUAACUCCAAAGAAAAGGUCCUUAUGGGGGCCUGAGAAAACAUAGUUCAAAAGCUUCAAAUUUCACAAAAUGAAAAAAUGAAAUCCUACACAUGACGAUUUUACCUGUGUUUUCUCAAUUUCUGUGAAAUUUGAAAUAUAUUUUCUCUGGCUCCAAUAAGAAAUUGUCUUUGGCGUUAUUACAGAUAACUUAUUAUAUGUAUAGCCCUUGAAAAGUGUGAAAAAGAAUGGGAUAUGAUGAUUCCGUCAUAAUAGCUGAGGACUACUAUAGACAAAUUUCGUUUGCCAGCAGACAGUCAACAGGUGGUAAGCGUAAAAGUGGCUUACUUUGUCUGCUGGAAAUUCUCAUAAUAAUCGCCUCUUCUGUUUAAAAUUAUGUUCGGUCAUUUAAGUUUUGUUUUACGUCUCCUUGGACUGCAAAACAGUCCGUAUUUUUACGUAUUCAAGUACGCGCGAGCAGUCAAACAAAAAGUCUGGAGCGUGUGAGACUCUCGCGCUUCGCGCGAGUGAGGCUUUUAGGCUACACUAAACCAAUUUUGAGAAAAAAACCCACUGUUUAACUUUGCAGUCUAACUUCUCCUCGAUACCCGAAAAAUUUUUUGGCCUUUCAGACCUUCUUUAAUUUCACAAAUAUGGAAGCGAGCCUGGAACAAGCCCUUAUAAUAUAUUUAGGUCACGGAGGCCAUAUAUUGGUGUUCCAGACCAAUACUGUGGGAUGAUAGCUCUUUUCUUAUACAAACACUUUGAUUUGUUCAAAACAAUGUGCAUAAAUGCUGGCCACGUGAGUAAAAACGCUCUAUAUAAAAAAAGAAAUUCGCCUUCUUUAUUUUACAUUAUUAUUCAUUCAUUCAAAAUAUAUCCCCGAUUCUGAUUGGCUAAAAGCACACGCAUAAUUCACCAUAACUAGUAACUGAUGACCAAAUUUGGAAGAAUUUUGUGUUUAACGAGGAAAUGACGUCAAAAAUGCAGCGUUCUUGAAGGUUAAGGCACCGUUAAGCGAGAAGACCUGGGGACGAGGACGAGUUGUUUUGGUUGUGAAAACAAAAAAUGGCGGACAUUUCACUCGCUUCAAAAGUAAGAACUAGGCGAAAUUAUAGCUAAAAACAUGGCAAGAACAGCAAGAACACAACUCGAAGGGCGACAUCUGCUAUUUGGAGAAUAUUUGCGGAGCUAAAAAAACCCUAAACAUGCACUAUCAAAGGUGAACUUAACAUCGAUGGAGGUAAGCAUGUUUUAGCUUUGUUUUUAAACUAGGAAUUAUAUUGAAUGAAUAAUAAAACAAUUAUUGAAUUCGGCUUUCGUAUCAUAUGAAGAAUUAUGGAGACCUCGGAGGGUGUUAUCCGCCUCGGCCUACGGCCUCGACGGAUAAAACCCUCCUCGAUUUCCAUAAUUCUUCAUAAGAUAAUCAGCCUCAUUCAUUAAUUGUUAAGUAUCACAUUGUUCGGAAUCACUAUUUUGUUCACGGCCAUUACUGUAAGACAAAGACGGUGUUUUUUGAAACCUUGUCUAUAAAUUUUAGCUGUCGAAGUAGCUCGCAGAAACCUUAUCAGGUGAAAGAUUAUUGAUCAAAAACUUUGAAGACAUUUAACAGAUUUGCUAAUCCUUUCCUUUUUUUUCGUGUAGUACUGUAAGCCUAUAUUUUCUUUCAACUUUGUUUUCAGACUAUGGAUGUAGUGACGACGAGUCCAGAAAAAAAAGAAGUGUUGAGGAUGACUCGGGUACGAAAAUGCCAUGUUCCUUAUGUAUUUACAAAUCAGAAGAAGAUCUAUUUUAUUUCAAGCAAACGUCAAAUACCCAAAUAAACCCCUCAAUGCGACCGGGAAUAAAGCUAAGAAACAAAGAGGGAAAGACUGUUUCGCCGUUUUGCCCCCAAUUGCUGGAAAUAGUUGACCUAUUUCAUUCUAAAAUUUACAUUUCAUGCCCAGUGUGAGGGAAAUUUUUAAUACGUCGCUCUCAUUUAACUUGUUGUGUUGUUAAUUCAACAGAGGAAAAAAUAUGCUGCGAUAUGGCUAGGGACACGGAAAAUGUGACGUGCGUUAGACUAGCUUUUGACAGCAACAAAGAUUUAAGCUAUCGAUGCAAAAACGCCUUUUGGAAUUGCUGUAUUAAACUGCAUGGCGAGGAAGGUAACUCAUUCUAGGAUCAGCUGACGUCAUUCAAUAGGUCGCCAUCUUGAAUUCUACUGAAAUUCCAAUUUGAUUUAUUGUAUUCAGUAGUGAAAACGUAAACAAUAGGGUCACCAAUAGGUUUUUCGGGAUCCUCAGUAUACCUUAAUUGAAGACUCCUCGUCCAUGUCGAUUUACAAAACUUAAACUUAAACUAACAGUUAUAGGGUUUUCCUUGGAGUGCUUACCGUAUUUAUUCGAAUAAGCGCCCAUCCCUCCUCCUCCCAAUCAAACUCAAAUAAGCGCUCACCCCACCCCACCCACUUGAGUGAAUAAAUUCUAAUAAGAGACUUCCCCGAGGACGGAGUUUUCUUCAGAGUAUUUUACAGAAACCUUGCUUUGUUGCUUCUUCACGUUUUGUUAUUAGCACUUAUUGUUUUGUUGCAAAAUAAACAUACUUCACUUGCUGAAAAUGGUGAAAAUUUAAUAAGCGCCCAGCCUCGAAUAAGCGCCCACUCUCAAUGUCCAAAAAUUUAAUAAGCGCCCAGGGCGGUUAAUCGAAUAAAUACGGUAUCAUCCUUUUUGUAAACUGGAGUCCAGACUCCACGCUUCCAAUCUCUUGGCCAGACACAGUUACGUAUACAUGAAUUGAAAAGAGUAGUAACUGGUUUGGCCAAUUCAUCGGCUGCAAUUUUCAACACUUUGGCCGGGAUAUUGUCUUAGCCAGUGGCCUUGUUAGUGUUCAGAGAUUCUAAAGCAGCUAGGACUUGACUUUGCGUGAUAGCACAGAAUAGAAUAAUAGCAUAGCACCCAUAGCACAGAAGAGAAUAAAGGGGCCCGUUUUACAGUCGAACCUCCUUUAACGCAUGUGAUAGAUUUGUUUCAAAACAAUAGGAAACGGGCUUCGAAACCGAUACACUUGCCAAAACAAUCAUAAGGGUUCCACAAAGCCCGGGGGGGGGGGGGGGGCACAAAAAAAAAAGCUCCUAAAACCAACAAAAAACGAAGAGGGGCACGGCGGGGGGGGGGGGGGGGCGUGCGGAACACAAAGUAACAGGCUUCUAAACCGAUACACAUGCCAAACAUUCGGACUUCUGAGACAAAAUUACAAUUCUCCCAACGGUGCACUGUCAUCAAAGAUCUGUUCUCAAUCGAAAAACUACUCUGUUCAGAAUGUCACAUGAUCAUGUGCUCCAAACGUGAUCACCUACAUGUAAGACCAAAAAUGUCACGCGUGACGACGUGUGACAACGGACACCUCCCGUAAGCGGACCCGUACCCUUAAUCCCGAGGGAGGCUCGACUGUAAUAGCACAAACAAUUACAAAGGCGCUGGACAAUACCCAGUCACACUACGAGAAAACCUAGUCACAGUAGUUUUAAUUUGCAACAUCAUGACACAUCAUUUUUCAUUAUCAAAUGAAAAAAUGCAUUUAGAUUCUUAGUCGUUCUUCUAUCCUUGCUCAUUAGACGCAGCUCUUCUUGGUCGAAGUGCUGGAUUUGAGUUUAAUAGGGAGUUGGAGGAUUCUAUAAGCCAGAGUCAAGUGAGAAAAUAUUUCCCAGAAGCCUGGUUCUAUGAAGAAUUUGAUGUAGGGUAAGAUCUGUGAAAUAUCAAACCAUUUAAGUCUAUUUGCAUAUUCAUCAGUUUUAAGUAGGCAUUUUAGCGUGAUCACAUCUGCAGUCGUUACCCUCUAAACAAAAGCACUUCCUGUUUUGGGGACUUCAACAACUGCAUAGUUACCUCCAACGUGAGCUGUAUAUAAAUAAGCUUGGUUUAAAGUACGUUAUGUAAAAUGUGUGAUUAAACAAAGUUGUCUACCUUCAUGUUUUAGUCUUGUUUUUUGAAUGAAUAAAAUUUUAAAAAAUAUCAUUUUAAUCAAAACGCAAAUUUUUUUCCAAAACGUUCGUGUAGUUCAUUUUCGCUGUAGCUGGUCUACAUCUGCACUCAUAAUUUUAGGCCUAGUUUUUUCUUAGUAAUGCUUGAUUUUCCUUUUCCAACUUUUCAAUUAUUCACAAUUGUAAAUAGUUUUCUAUCGUGGACAUAUAUUUAGUUUUUAAUUUGUAAACAAUACGAUAUAAUUUAAAAUUGUAAAUAAUGCUUAUUGUUCUGAUACUUAAAUAAAGAUUGGUUAUGUGACCUUUCAGUUAACAGGGUAAAGAUUAUUAGGUUACAGGCACCUGUCGGACUUGAAUAAAAUAGUAUUCAGUUUGUAAUUUAAAUUGUAUCAUUAGUAACCCUUUCAUUCAGUUUUUAUCCUGCAAUGUUGUUAAAAAAACAACAUAUUAUAAAAUAAUAUUAUUAUUAUAAUGAUAAUAAAUUAAUAUUAUUGUCAUAUAGCUGGAAAUUUCUUCUCAACACGACCGCUCGCGGUCUCAUUGGUUACUUCGAGGUCACAUGACAUCUGACAAUGAAAGUGUUUCCCGCCAAAAUCUCUGAGUGGGCAACAUUGCAAAAAAUCUAUGACGUCAGAGGGUAACAGUGUAAUGUUACCCGUGAAAUUUGACAGAUGACCGUCGUUUCUGGGAGGUUUAAUGAAUUUCUAGCUUCAAAAUUUCCAGCUAUAUAACAAAUCACUUAAAGACUGGUCCCUCGGGAAACAAUAAAUUUUGAAUCUCAAUGGAAACAUUGAAAUUCGAGGGAAACAAAAUUAACUGUUUCCCUCGUGACCAGUCAGUAAGUGUUUAUUAUCAUCAUUAUUAUCAUUACUUUUAUUAUUAUCAUUAUUAUUAUUAUUAUUAUUAAUAUCAUUAUUAUUAUUAUUAUUAUUAUCAUUAUUAUUAUUAGUAGUAUUAUUACAUCGCUCGUUUCCCUUGGCUUUUUCUUUAUAGAUCCAGUGGAGUGUUCUCCCAAACUAUAACUUUGCCCGGUACCAUAACCACGUGGGUAAUGCAGGCCGUGGCUAUCAACAACCAGACUGGACUUGGACUAGCGACGCCGCUUCGAAUUGUGUCAGAGAAGAAUUUUUUUGUCACUUUGAAGAUGCCAUAUUCAGUAAAGAGAGGUGAACAGGUUUCUCUUGUGGCAACAGUCUUCAAUUACGCCGAAAAGGGGAUUGACCAAUUACUACAGGUGAGAUUACAAUAAAAUCAUAUCUAGAGCAAUUCUGUUCACACACAAUAUUUUCUCCUUAGUCCAGAAGCGUUGUAAAAUGCUGAGUCAUCAUUACCAUCUUCUACCAAGGCCAAACUCAAGCUCCGAACUUUUAUAAAAAUAGUUUUUAAAGGAGGCAGACUAUGGACUGUUGAUUCAGCAUUAAGACUGUACAUAGUCCGAACCCUGCCAUGUGCCACAUGUGCCAUGUGCGCCAGAAAGACUGUACAUGUCCUAGUCCUCUUUUUUUGGCGUAAACAAAUAGACCUUUGUCCCGCAGCGGCCAUUUUGUCUCUGGAGAUUUAAAAGCUGUGUCUAUGCAUGGCUAGCCUCGUAGAGAGAAUGAGGCUAGGCGUGCACUUAACACAGCUUUUUAAAUCUCCUGAGACAAAAUGGCCGCCGUGUGACAAAGGUCUAUACCAUCUUGAAAGCUAGCUGUUGAAAUUUAGGAUAAGUGGUUUGCAUUUUAUCGGAUCCCUUCCAUAAUUUAAUUUAGUGGAAUUUCUCCGGUUGUUCAAACGUUGCAUAGCGCUUUAAUAUCCCCCGGAUAAAUCAAUACUCAGUGGAUAAGUAUUAAGGAAAUCAAUUGCUUUAUCCACUAUCUGCCUUUUGAACAACUGGGGCCAGAUAAAAAAAUCGCUGCUACAGCUACUUUAUUUGAAGUUUUGUUGUUCUGUUCAUGAGAAAAGCCCCGUGCAAACGGAUGCAACUUUGUUGGCCAACAACUCCUGUCAUUGUUGGAUGCUACAUGUUACCUUCGUUUGCACAUCCUGUUGCAUCUUGUUGGAAGAUAUUGCGCAUUUAAUUUUAAACCGGUCAAACUUUUGAAGCCAACAACUUCCAUUUGUCGCCGAAGCGUCGCGCAACAAUGUUGAAUCCCUGUGCACAGCUCUUCCAACAUUGUUGAGGCCACGCACGCGCAUAACACAUGCUUUACAAAGUCUUAUGGGUUGUAUCCUUCCCACGAUGCACUACAGGUCCGAAUAUUGUUGGAGUUGUUGCAUCCGUUUGCACACAGCUGCCACCACGAACGUAACAACUCGCACCAUUGUUGGCCCAACAAUGAUGGGAGUUAUUCCGUCUGUUUGCACUUCCGCCCGGGCUUUUUUUUCGCUUCCUGCGAGAGGAGGUGGGUUGGGGGGGACUCCAAAGGCUCCCAGCCAAAAGCCUUCCUGGUCUGAAUAGGGUUAACCUGCACCCCCAACUUACAACCCGCACCAGCUACAUUUAACUUGAGAAGUUUGGAGAGCACUCAAGAAGCUAGAGUUGCGAGCUACGCCUCGAACAAUGCAACUCUUAAGGCUGAUUUAGACGGUCGGCGAUUUUUGCUUACGACUUUCGUGAGCGACUAGCAUACGUCAUAAUUUUCGACCAUCCACACGCGCACAAUUUUCACUUACGACUUCUACACGUGUCGUACGGAUGUCGUGGGUCUAAUUUACACGACACGAUCUGACGUGAAGGCAUGACGUGUGCUGGUUGCGUAUGACAGUCGUAAGUAAAAAUCGUACCGUCUAAAUCGGUCUUUACGCUUCUCUCGUGCUCUUCAAACUUCCCAUGCGCACUGAUCCAUAACCCGAUAAACGCACGCUAAGCAUGAACAAAUUCUUAAAUUUUUUUCGCGUUUUUCAGGUGAACAAAGGGAAGCGCAUGUCUUGCACUCCGCGUUCGCCUUGCGCUUGCCUUCCCUCACCUGAAAAAAGCGGGCCAUUUCAGACCCGGUGCUCGGUGCAUUUCUGUUUUGUUCCAUUUCAGACCUACAAUUGAGAACAAUUACGGUAUGUCGUUGUGGAACUCGACUUUUUUUCUAAGAAAAAAGCCCCCAGCGAGACAGAAAUUAUUCUUUUCGGCAGUAAAACUUAAAGGAAUUAUGAUUUUGGACUGUGUUUGCAUGUGUAUAGAAGUGGAUCACGUGAUUAAGAUGUGCACCAACAUGGCGGGUAUUAAUUCCGUGACGUCGAUCACGUGAAAACGAUCUAUUGAUGAAAAGUGUCCAAAUUUCUUCUUGAGGCUUUAUUUUCGAACUCGAGGAGCGUUGAUUAGCAAAUUUCGGGUUGAAAACUUGGGCCAUUUUGAGACUCCAACAACGAAAACUGUUGUUCUUACUUUUUGCGAGAACAAGUUAUAUCAGAUUACUUAUCUACCUAAAAACUAUUUAUGGACAGAAAAAUGAAGGAAAUCGAUUUUUCAACUCUUGCCACUCGAUGCUCCAUAUUUCCUGACCGUCGCUCUUAAAACUUCACUGCAGAUAACUUAAAUUACACCAGUGCUACCUUUUUUAGUUCAUCGAUCGGUACGGGGGUUUGUUCCAGGCCGGACGCCGGACGCAGCGUCCGGUUGUUUCACAUGUAACGUCCGGUAGUUCACACACGAUAAAAUUAUUUUUUGAUGUGAAAAUCGUUUCCUUUGUAACCAUCUGUAACUUGCACUAUUUCAGAUUAAAACUCGUUUUGGAAUCUACUAAAAAACGAACAACUGCAAACCGAUAAUAUCAUAAUUUCUAAAAUAAUAAAAUACUUCAUCUUUUAUAAGCAUAUUUUAAUGUCUUAAAAUACUUCCCGGUUAACCAAUUCCUGCCCAGGGAACGCAGAAAUUGCAUUUUAAAGAGUCCAAUUUAAAGAUUUCCCGGAGAGGAUGCCCAAAGAACCCCUAGAAGUACAAGCCUCCGGCACGGUGCAAGUCCGCCAGCUGAACAUCUGCAUCUAGUACUCCCAAAUGCUACAAGACCUUGUUUGAAUUUCAAAGCAAAUAGUUAUGUUUCGUUUCUAUUUGAUUUGUCAGGUGAAACUGUAUCUCAAAGGUGACAAAGAUUUCUGUUCUAUUGCUUCUGACAACAAAUACGCAUUUAUUGGAAUUAUUAAUGUACCCGCCAAUGACGCCGGUUCAGUCACAGUUCCCAUCAUUCCCAAGAUAGUCGGAGAAGUAAAUGUUGAAGUGAUGGCUAUAGGUACAAUCCCUGGGUUAGUAGGUGCAACAGGAGGUAUGGAUGCCGUGCGAAAACCCCUUCUUGUUGUGGUGAGUCUAUUGGUUUGUUUGUUUUUAGGUUUUUAGCCGAAAUGCUCUUACCCCAUUCCACGGGGGGAUCCAAGAGUUUUGUUCAGGCGGAGAGGGGGGCAACAACUUGUGCACGAAGUUGAAUCUAAUAAUAUACGGCCCUUACACGCCGUUACACAUAAGGCCCUACAGCGUAGACCGGCACCAGUGCUGUUGUGAUAAGCGCAGUACAUGUGACAUUCUAUUCAUAAAGGACCCAGGCCAGCAAAAUCAUUCUUCUUGUCUAGAUUAUGUAAUAGAAUUUAGAUCAGCUAAAUUUGGCAACGUGCAUCCCAACUUUGUUUUUAAGCUAGGGGAUAAAGGCUGUAUGCAAAUCUUCAAAGCAAUUAAGAAAUUACUUGAAAUAAUCCUCCGGUCUGAUGGACAUACGUAUGUUGAUCAGAGAGGCCCGGCGAAAUUAACGGGGGAAAACAUUCUUGGAAAACAACAACAAAAACAUCGUGUUUGUCAAACAGGCAUUUAUUUUUGGUUUUUAAAUACAAUUUAAUUUCAGCCAGAAGGAAAGGAACACCGAAAGUCACAAAAUUUGGUGCUGGAUCCAAGUGGUAAUAUUAUUGUAUUAAUAUCAUAGGUGACGAAUUAUUCCUUAAUUUUGGCGCGAAAUUUCAGCGUUAAUUUGUAAUUUCACAUGUGAAAUUACUAAAUUGCCAUGGCAACCUGCCGUACGUCUCCGUUUCAAGAUGGCGACGAAGUUUUAAAAUGUCGUAAAUGAAGAUGUCAGGGCAUAAAAAGACGCUUUAGAAAACCUGAACACACGAAAGAGCACCUCAAGAAGGAUUCUUAGAGGUAUGUUGUCGAAAAAUUCUGAAAACUUAAGCCAAAUUUCUGCUCUAAACGUUUGAGAGAGUGGAGUUCACGAUCGAUCGAUACGAUCCAGGGUAAACAAGUCAAAAAUCCUCGAUUGCUAAGGUAAUUCGUCACCCAUGAUAUUAAUAGGUAAUCAAAUGGUAUACUCGUGAAAUUAGGGAAUAAUUUCACUUACGUUUUGUCCAAAUUCUAAUAAUUUCCCUCGCCUAAAGGCUCGGGAAAUUAUAAGGAUUUGGACAAAACGCGCGUGAAAUUAUUCCCUAAUUUCACUCGUCACCAUUUGAUUACACAUACUAAUGUAACGUAAAUAAUUCGCCCUUGAACCUGAAUCGCCACUAACCGUUCAUGCGGAUCCACUUCCCUUGUAUCGCUUGUGACUUCAUCAGUUUUCAUAGUCAAGGAUAAUAUGUAUUUAACUUGUACUGGGGGAAUAGAUCUUUUAAUACCAGAAUGAGCACAAUUCACUCGAGGAGGCGGAGAAAAAGGCAAAAAAAACCCGUAUAAAGCAGACCCAAGAAUUCCGUUAAAAAUCUUAACUUUUCCCACCGAAAUGAAGCCUUGUAAAUGCCCACCAAAAGACAAAAAAGGGGGAAGAAAAGCGAAAGAAGAGAGGAGGAGGGAAAGUGAAAAUCUCCAAAUUCUGAUUUCUACUUAUGCCCGAAGCUGAUAUAUCUGGAAAUGAUGACCUCGUAAUACACGGCCUGUAAACGGCCCAGUGUGGCUACCAGGUUUUAGCUUUUAAUAGCUAGCGCAGCCAGACAGUAACCAGAAAUAAAUUGACUUUUAAACUGCAAAGGAGCGCAAACGAGUAUGCCACAAAACGUAGGAUCUAUAAAAGACCUGACCAGCAAAAAUAUACACUGAGUAGACACACUGAAUUCUGCAAAGCUGAUCGUACUACGUGAAAAUGAACUUUGCAAGACAUCAACACAACACCGAAAGAACCCAAAACAUAGCGGGUCGUAGCCGUAGUCAGCUGUUUCGGCAUUUUUGUGGCUCGUCAGUACGGCGCAACGAACAGAGAGGCUCUACUGUAAAAUUCCCGCACAGCCUGUUUUAGAGCCCUGCAAGAGCCAUAAUGGUCCUAUUAUGAUCUCUUGAACCCUGACAUUGAACUCAAACACUCACAGAAUCACGGCAUAUCACGUGUCCUCGAGAGGGCAAGAGUCCAAGUGUCACGUUGAUGUCUCACAAAGAGAAUAUAAGAAAGACAAAACCAACCUUAGGAACAUGCAAAAAUUAACAGCAUAUCGGAUCUAUAAAAAAGAAAUAGGUCCCAAGAAACACGGCUUGACUAGCUUCAAAACGCGUUUUUCGGCAAACUUUCAGUUGCGAAUAUGUUAACAUGCAUACACUGCGAAAGGAGAUAGCAUUUCCUCCUCCUGCUCUCUAAGCUACCACUGCUUUUUUGUCUCGACGUCUUUCCAGCCGGCCAUACGGACAUAUGGCUGUAGUAGUACGCGCGCUAUAAUUGGCUGGGCAUUGCUAGCUGGGUGUCCAAGGUAUAUGCAAUCUGUGCUGACAUCCAGUGGACAUCUAUGUUAUGAUCAGCUGUCAAAAAGGGCAUCUACUGACCAGUGUCACAUGACUGUAUCGCGGGCUCAAGUGUACAACUCACUGAGGAGAAUUUUUUUUAAAAGUUAUCCACUGACCGGUUAUUGGUUUUAAUUGAUCGCAGGCUCAAAAUUUCUUGUUAAAAAAAAACUGUUUCUUUGUGCUUUCGAUCGCAUCGCCAUGUUUGUUUCGGUUCAGUGAACAUUGUCUCGAACAACCUCUUGCGCGCGGAUGCGGUGUUUUCCAUUUUAAUAAUAGCGCUAUAAAGGCCAUAAAAUAAAUAACUUCCGUUCGGUCAUUACAGGGGAAUAUAAUAUUCAGUUACCCAAGCUAAGCCAUGAGCAGCACGCAUUGUACCGCCCAGAAAGAGAACUGGUUUUCUACCUUUUUGGGCCUGUAAUAUCCGCUAAGCCAUCUCUCUCCCCCACCCCCCCCCCCCCCCCCCCCCCACACCCCCUGUUCCCCCCCGCCCCCCACGUACUGCUCCCUCCACAAAAUUUUUUUUUCCACCCCAUCAUCUGCCCCCCACACAAAUAACCCCACCUCUCUGUGCGGCGGGUGUGGUUGUUUUCCUUUUUAAAAUAACGCUAAAAAAGGCUAAAAAAAAAAAAAUCUCCCGGUGGUAAUAAAGGGGGAAAAAAAUUUUUGCUUUCCCAACACGACCACUGAGCCGCACCCCUUUUCCCCCCCAAAAAAGAACCUGUUUUUUCCCCUUUUUGGGCCGUUAAAUACCCCCAGCCCCCCCCCCCCCCCCCCCCCCCCCCCCCCCGCCACAAGCUCUGUUCUAGCCACUGCUGCAUGAUGUCGUUCUUCCAAUAACUAUUUUUUCAACCUACGUACGGCUUCGCCCCAAGGAUUAAAACUCCACACUGAUGGGAGGCGCGUAUUCUCACCAGUAUGUAGCCCUUACUCCCCAGGAGAGACUGGAAAAUGGAAAUGAACUAUUUUUAAAAUUGCUUCUUUAUUUUAGGAAAUCUUAACGAUGGGGCCAAAAAUGGAAAAGGUAUGUAUCACCGUUCCACAAGUAUAAGAGUUACUAAGCCAAAUCUGUUAGCUCUUUUCCACCAAAAGAUUUGAAACUGCUAUUUGUCCUAGGUACCUAGCUUCACCUUUGCACCAAUUGAUUUUUUGUUUUUCUUGCAGUCAACAAUUAUUUCUCCUUCAUAGAAAUUAACAGCCUAAUUGAGAACUUACUUAGCCUAAACUAUCAAUAGCUACCCCAAAAUACAAGAACUUUCUUUUUCCAGACUUACGGGUUCUUAUUCGUGGGUUUUUACUGUAUUAUUUGUUUUUAAGAUUCAUUCCAGUCUGAUGAAAUUGAACUGAAGGUUCCCGAUCUUAAGAAAGCCAUUCCAAACUCACUAGAAGCCAAGCUCUACGUGUCAGGUGAGAAGCUAUUUUGCAUGUAAAAAAAUCGAUCAGAUAUCUGCAAGUUCUGUAGGGCAGAAGAUCAUACAAGUAACGUGGUGCAGGUUGUGCAGAAAGGGCAUAGCAAGUGACUUACAUCUUAUCCAGGUGCGGUGCGUUAGCACAGAAAUGACUCAGUAUUAAAGGUACUGUACGCUACAUGAUUCGGGGCUCAAAGACGAGGUACCACCUUGGUACUAUCUGGUCUUCGGAUGUCAGGCAUACCGGAAUGUGACAGUCUUUGCAGAACAUUAAGAAGUGAGAUCCGGCAGAAUUGAUGCUCCAAUCGUCAAAAGCAAGAGCAAUUAAUUAAUCACACUUGAAAUGAGCUCUCCAUGGGUUAACAACAGAAAGACCAUGCGAGGAGAAGACCCCUGUGUUUGGUCAAUUAAAUUGAACAGCACAACGUUAUCAUAGAUACGCUUGGUGGAAGGGGGGAGGGAUGAACACUGCGAUGCACGAAAUCGUAGGGACCAGAAGUAGGGAGGUGCUUGGGAGGAUGCAGAAGACGGUGCUGUAAGGAACACAAAAAAAUUUCAAGCUAGAUUACAGGCACUCGCGUAAUGAUUCGAAUAUAUAACAAGCACAUUUAAAAUCUAACAGAAAAUAACAAAAUAAAAAUUCCCGGCUGGCAGGAGGCAACCAGUCGGCUAUUUAGGAGCCUUUACGAGGAUGUGAACUCGGGACUAAGAAACGAAUCCAACUAGCGGUCAGAGCGUGACGAGAAUAGGGGCUUUUAGAUCCAACAACGCGGACAGCAACGAGAACUUCGAAAAAACAAUAUCAAAACAACAACUUCGCACAUGCAUCACACAUCUUUCCGGUUCUGCACGACUAUUAGCUACGACGUGAAAAUGCCUAAUUUCGCGUUUUAUGGAGGAUGUAAACAAGCAACGACGAAAUUUUAUUUCUGUUUCUGAGCUUGGCCAUAGUCACUUGAAAUUCAGCUUCAGCAGGGUUCGCCUACCAUGACAAAGUGGGUGGGUAGGAAUAAUCGCUAGAAAGACUGAAAAAACGCAAAUUCACUUUUUACGCGACGUUCUUAUUGCCUUCACGUCGUUAAUUUGAUCUUAAAGUCCCCAAUAACCUGUGACCGCCGGAUUGAGAGUGCUACUUGUUGACCACUAGGCCACACUGUCUUAAGUGCCAACCGACUUUUGCGAGGGUUGCGAGAUACGUAUAUCUAAUAUAAUGAUAACAUUGGCAAUGACAAUAACAAAAACAACUAGCCAUGUUCCCAGAAAUGCUAAAACGUAUUCCUUUGCAGGAAAUCUUGUUGGUCCUGUUGUCAACACUACCAUUGAGGGUGGACUUGAGAGGUUUAUCCGUCAACCAACUGGGUGCGGGGAACAGAAUAUGAUUUAUCUCGCCCCAAAUGUCUACGUCUUAGAAUAUCUCAUGAACACCAAGCAGGUGACUGGAGCAAACGAAGAAAAUGCCUACCGCUUCAUUCAAUCAGGUAAACUCUUAAACUUCAUUUAAAUAAAUAUUAUCAGAAGCAUAUAAUAUGCUAUAAAUUGCAGAUUUUAGCAUCAUUCAGAAUGUUUUCACCGAUAUCACUCAGGAAUACCUUAUGAAUGAAGAUGAUUAAAAUUUAGAAAUAAAGAAUACAGACGAAUAAAAAAAGAAAAAAAGAAAAGAAAAGAGAAAGAACACAUUCGAUGACAACGUUUUCAUCACAGUUCCAAUCACAAUUAGCUUCUUCCUAGCUGUCUGUUUGUUAGAAUGGUGUCUUUAAGGUGUAAAUAAAACUAUAGCCAUGGCUAGGUUGGUCUCUUCCCCGACUACUUCACAUAGCCUCGAUCUAGUGCCUAUUUUUAGACUACACGCUCUUAAACCGAAUUCAUCCUUAACAGGCUACGACAGGGAACUGAAUUAUCGUAGGGAUGACAAGUCGUUUAGUGCUUUUGGAAAUGACCGCCCUGGAAGUACAUGGUAUGUGAACGCUCAUUAUUCGUAUUUAAAUGUUUUAGAGCUCCAGAGUUCGGACUUCCUUUAAAAUUUUGGUCUAAGAAAGUCCUGUUUUUCACAUGUCUUGAAAACGUUAGUUCAGAGGGCUGUGAGGCCUUUUUGAUCUUAGGGGAUUUUUUAUGGCUUUAUACAGUGAAAUGCAUGUCUAGGGCCGAUGUCUGUCAAGUGAGCUGAACCAGAGCCGAGUUUGCUAGCUCGAUGCUGUCACAACUUGAAUAGUCCAAAAUAUUAUUAUUAUUAUUAUUAUUAUUAUUAUUAUUAUUAUUAUUAUUAUUACUCAAAAUGUGAAAUUCUUUUCGUAUCUGAAGGUUGACAGCAUUUGUAAUGAGGGUAUUUUGCAAGAUUCAAGAAUUUGCUGGGAUAGAUAUUGAUGAAAAGCUUCUGUGUGACUCGGUGAACUGGCUUAUUCAGAACCAGCGAGAUGAUGGCGCCCUGCCCGAGAUCAACAUGGUGAUUCAUAGAGAGAUGGUGGUAAGAUAUGUGCGACCCUAUUUUAGGAACCCAGUAAUAGUCAAUCCGGUCGUGAAAAUGCGACCCCAUCCAGCGGCACAUACCCAUAAGCCUACUAGAGGAAGUACCCCCCCGCCCCCUCCACCCCCGGGCUCAUAUAACAAAUCUCCAAGAACCGAUUAUCUGUGGACGUGAUAAAUCUUAUCGGAAGAAAGUAAACGGCGAACCAGAUGUUUUUCAUAGUACGCCUAUGUAAUUUGAGGCAAGACACCCAAGGAGCCAUAGGAAACGCAAGAAUAGACCUUAUUCACGAUACCCACCAUCUUUGCACGUGCUUUAGGAUUGAUGGGAUAAAAGCAAUGUCACGUGGUAUUUCAGGAGGCAAACAAAAGAUAAAAUUUGCAAAUUUGAGAAAUCGCGGUCGACUUUGUUCAUUCUCUCAAAACGAAACGACGAUUUUUAUAUUAAAAUAGUCAUACAAAAUUUACGAUUAUUUUUUGAGUUUCGACAAAAUUGACGUCAUUAUCGCUUGCUCUGAGGACAUCUACGGUUGCUUCUAUAUCCAAAAAAGGAAAAAAUGUUCACUUCCACCCGCCCAUAACUUGCUAUCAUCGUCUUUAAUAUAAAAAGUUGUUCAUUUUCUAUUGUCAAGAAUAAACAAACUCAACCGCGAUUUCUUGUAUUGGAAAAAUUUAUCACUUGUUUGCCCCCUGAGAAGCCACGUGUGACAUCGCUUUUACCUCAUCAGUCCUUAAGCACGUGCAAAGAUGUCGGGCAUCGUCAAUUAGGUCUAUUUAUAGUGUGCUUCUCGCCUCGGGGCUUGCAGAAAUGAGGCAAAAAGGCGCGUCCUUCGUAAGACAGGUCUCAUGAUGGCUCGACCCGAUUUUUCAUUAACAACAACUACCCUUUAAUAACUACUAACUCUUUGAGGGCACGAAGUGCAAAGAUGCAUCAACAAAGCAGUAAAUCGCAUUGUACCUUUUUGUCUGGUUUCUUUGAUGUUUUGUGUGGUAGAGGUAAAAUCUACUUUUAUCCAUAACAACACAGUGACACCAUUAUUAAGAUUCCUACCUUAAGAAGUAUUGUAUUAUGUUCGUAAAAUCUUAAGCAGGCAACGAUCGACAAUUCAUUAGCAAUUAAUGAAGGAGGCUGAGUAAGAUAUGCAGAAUUAAGCAGAUUGAGGAGGGUGUUAUCCACAGAGGCCGAAGGCCUCAACCUUCCCAGGUCUUCUCGGUUAACGGUGCAUUAACCUGUAGAAGGCUGCAUUUUUGACGUCAUUUCCUCGUUAAAAAUAAAAUUCUUCCAAAUUUGGUCAUCAGUAAGUGGUUAUGGUGAAUUAUGCGUGUGCUUUUAGCCAAUCAGAAUUGGGCAAAUAUUUUAAAUGAAUAAUAAUUAAUAUUAAUUUUUGGUUCAUUUAAGGGUGGAAUCUAUACGGAAGGAGAUGUUGCUAUGACAGCAUUUGUUGUAUCCACCCUGGCAGAAUGCAAAUGCAAAGGAGUGGUACGUGAUAGACACCAUUAGCAAAAAUGGGUGUGACAGAAUGUCAUUUGUAUUGUAAAGCUCUUCUAUUUUGUGAAUAAAUACUUAAGAUUCCAGUAUUAAAAUAAUAACCUAAUAAAAUAUAUUUAAUUUAACUCCUUCACAGAAUACCGUAGAGGCUAUACAGCGUGCCACAGACUACCUCGAGAGACAAUAUCAGACUCUAAACCGACCAUACAGCAUGGCACUGACAGCUUAUGCCCUGAGCUUAGUGAAUAGCACAAAAAAAUUCAGAGCAAACGAUAGACUCGUGCAGAAUGCUAUCUACGAUAGUGGUAAGUCGCACAGUACACUGACAGUAUAGGAUAUUGAUAUCAAUUCAUGUUACCGUCGAGAUUGCCUAGUUGCAUACACUAUUUUUACCAGAAAAGUAAGUGCGCAUAUUACCGGGAGAGGAUUGAGAAAAAUUUAAAAAAUAUAUAUUGGAAUAAGCGUGGGUAUUGGGAAAAUGAAAAAAUGGAAAUAGGACAUUUUUGUGCCAAUGGAAUUUUUAAUCAUAGUGGAUUUAUCCAUGUUGACUUCGUAAGUGAGCUUAAGCCGGCAACCACGUGGCUUACACGAGGGCGACGACAGCGAGAACGCCGUUUCAAACCUAAUCGCUAAUAGGUCCUGAUAUUCAAUCUCUUUCAAUUUGUCAGAUAUAAUUUUGCUGGAGUUCAAUCCCUAAGCUUUAGGAAAAAAGAGAGAGGGGGAGAAAAAAAAUCGUCGUCUUGUCCCUAAUACGUUCACCAUGAAGCUUAAUUAAUACAAAAUUAGAAAGUUUCACGUCGUUACAGUGAUGGCAAGGUGUGAUGUAUGCAUCUAUGUUGUUUGGUUCAGGUAACUUAUUGCUUUUUACCAUCGUCGUCGCUUUCGUAGGAUAAAAAGACAAAAAUUAAUUCUUGAUUGUGCUUCUCACUUCAGCUAAAAAAUCACGCCACUGGAACGCUGGUGGAAACGCACUCAAUGUGGAGACCGCUGGCUAUGCACUGCUGACUCAGAUUCAACUUGGUCGCACUGGUUAUGCUGGUCCUAUUGUAACUUAUCUAACCAAUCAGAGGAAGGGUGGUAUCGGAUUUGUUUCGACGCAGGUAUUUUUAAAUCAGUCAAAACAGAGGAUUGUCGCAGUACUCGUUACUUCUCUCUAAUGCCCCAUUCCACGCUUAACAUGUUUAAUUAAACAAAAAACAGUAAGUGAAAAGUAGAACACAGCCUUUAAAUGAGAAUUCAAAUGAACUUUAAUACGUUACGCACCGUCAAACCCCGUUAAUACGGACAUGAGGGGGCCAUAGAAAGUGUCCGCAUUAAGCGGGUUGAAUUUAGAGAAAAUGCAAGGGCUUUCCCCAGGGACGAAUAAAACUGUCGGUAAUCAUGAGGGACGUGACUGUAUUAAGUGGAUGUCCGUGACGCGGGGUUUGAAUGUAAUUGCAAAACUGAACAGUGUGUAAUCGAAAAAAGUACAAUGGGUAGCUACCUCCAAAACCCAUAAGUUGUUGAAUACAGUAUGGUGUUCAUAAGAAGGCCCACGCUUUUCAAAGAUCCCCAACGUUUACUUUUAGCCUUACUUUUAAUAUACGCGAAUUUCCCUGCAGGUCGUAUGGAACUCCACUGGCCUCUAGAAAACAAAAAAAAUGCUUUUCUCGCCUCCUCAUGGGACGCAGUCGUUUUCAAAUGAUAGACCGUAUUAGAUGCAUAAUUCAUUCUUAUUACAGGACACAGUUGUCGCCCUACAGGCGCUUGCCUUGUACAGCGAACGCACUGCUGGAAAAUCCCUUGACUUAAGGGUCAAACUGGAGUCUGAAGACGGAAAAUGGAAACCAGCCGAAAUACAUAUCACCCCUGAAAACGCCCUUCUACGGAGGCAAUAUGAUGUAAGUUACCGGCAUCGUACAAACGACUUGUCGACGGACUUAAGUAAAACUGACAACGAAUGAAUGGACAACAGAUAAUAUACCAUUUUACAGUUGUGGGCUUAGUACGUACAGUCUUCGGGUUAAUGCGAGGCUGAGUUUGACCUUGUUUUGAUGCAGACCUCAUUUGUUUUCUUAUGGAAAUUAUGCUUGACAAGUUUUCGUUUAGCAUAAGAACAACAUGAUAUACAUAAGAAAGCAGGAAACGUAUCAAAACAAGGUCAACUUCAGCCUCGUUUCCAUCUAUAACUGUAAAAUGGCCUACACGCCACUUCCACAUUUCCCAUAAUGCACCUUAUUUCCCCGCCAAAUUUUGCAUAACCUUUGUUUUUCAUUUCUCCUGGGUAUUACAGCCGUCCCAAAAGAAAUUGAAAACAAUGCUUAUGCAAAAUUUUGGGGAGCAAAUAAAGUGCAUUAUGAGAAAUGUGGAAGUGGCGUAUUAUCAAUAAACGACCGUAUGACACCAGCUCAUGCCAAUGACAUUUGGAGACUUCAUAGCCAAAAACAGCACGGCUUAACUGACAGACGACCUAUAACAUCGCGACUUAAUUGACCUAUCAGGUCAAUAAUCAGAGUUAAAAUACCAUCAACUGACGUGAUACAGCUCACUUUGACGCUGUAGAUGGCUACCGCACAGGUUGUCAAAACGUCAGCCACUGUCAACAAUACUGGUCCUUAAUUCAGGACACCCAGACGAACAUUACAAUCCGACCAUCUUAUGAAAUGACUCCUGGGUUCAAACCAUUCACAUGCAUGAUCAAUAUAAGAGAAUAUAGUUUUGAUCCCUUUAGAUAAAGAAAUCUUUGUGGCAACCUUCUUCCCUACUUUCCGCUCCUUAAGGGGUUUUGCUUUCUUGAGCAAAUAAGGGCUUGUGUUAUUUGAACCUCUCUGGAAUUACCAAAUUUAAAUAUGAAAGAAAAACGAAUAGGAUUCUGCUCGAAGUUAGAAAAAUGAUGCUAUCGUGCAAAUGGCCCGUUGCACAUCAAGGUGACUUAUUCACAGAGCUUCCGUUUCGUGUAUCCACCAAAUAAUUCAAAAAGAGUCUUCGUCAAAUGUUGCGAGGUUAAUAUUGCGUUCCUGGUGACCUCGCAAGCCAACUAUUUACCUGGCGGCUGUUAAAAUUGGUGGCGAUACUAGGGGGAGAUGCCAAUAGAUUUGCGAAUUAUCAUAAUCGAACUGGGCAAAAGUAAAAAAAAAAGAAAGAAAUAACUUACACUUUUUAACCGUCAGCGAACCCUUAGGAAAAUUAGGUAAUACAUGUCUCACUUAGGUGAUGUAUAAAAGUAUAACUUGUAACUGAAACUGUAACCGUAGUGUAACCUAUAGUAUUAGAUCUAUUUGCCACGAGGCGUGAAGACUGAUAGGUGAAUAUGGGGCAUAAUUUACUAACAGUUGCUAAAUCUGUUUUUACAGGUUACGCGUUUCCUUGAUGGAAAACUGUUUGUAGAUACACGAGGAACCGGAGUAGGACUCCUGGAGGUAAUUAAACAAUAUGAAUCUUCUAGUCUGGCUCUCGUUGUACACCCGUUGCAAUUAAAAUGCGUAAAUUUUGAAAAAUAAACCGUUUAAAAGUAUUCCGUUCUGUAAUAGUCUAGGAUGUAAACUAGUUCAAACCAGAUCAGCUCCCCUUCGGCAACUACCGUAAGUUUCAGCAAAAUCAUGGAUUACAACAAAAUAUUAGGCGCCCUCCUCGCGAAAUUUAAACACACGAAAUUUAAUUCCCAUAUAGAAAAUUCAAAUUACAUGCAGAAAAAAAAAAUUAACAUGCAAUAACCACAAUAUACAGGAUAAGUAUGUAAUGGCCAAUACACAUAUUAACUGGUUUUGCUGGUAAGUUACAUUUUGUAUCUUCUGUUGCGAAAUAACGCACAUUAGUUUGCAAAGAUUUCCAGUUUUCGAUUUUUCAGUUUCACCCUCUGGCCUUAAAAGUGAGCUUUGUAAUUAAUAUGCGUUUUGCUUGUUCCAGUUUAUCAAGAGGUAAAAAGUUCAGACUUUUUGGCCCCUAAAUGAAAUGAAUCGCGAAAUUAAAUGCCCUUUUUUUCAUAUUUGCGUAUUGAAAUCGCGAAAAUUAAACCACGCGAAAUAUUGUCCCGCCAAAAUCGCAAAAAAAAAGUGCUCGCGAAAUUGAGUACCAAUAAGGUACCUAGGUAGGUCCAUAUUCACAGUGACAUCUGUUUAAAUCAAGGUGGAUUUCCGCUACAAUCUUCCUGCUUCACGCAACGAAACCUGUAAUUUUGAUCUGAGGAAAACAGUCACUGAAAUCAAGGAAAAGGAUGGUGUCAAGAAAAGGGGUGGACAAUCAAGUGAUGAACCACGAAAAAAGAAAGCAGGAAAGAGAAAGAAGGCAAGGGGUGGAAAGAACAAGGGGUGCAAAGGAAUGAAAAGAAAAAAGUGCAACGAUAAACCAGUGGAGCAUGAGCCAGUUACAAGCAUGAAUUUGAGAGUUUGCACUCGGUAAGACUGGGAGCACCAUAACAAGUUUACUAGUUUACACAAGCAAGCUUUUCUUGACAAGUUUUUCCUUGCGGACAAUUUUUGCUCGUUGUAAUUGCGCCUUUUGGUAGGACACAAGGCUUGCAUUCAGUCAUCUUCUUAGUGGGACAAAACGGCGAAUAAAGGGGAUGAACAGCGCUAUAAGACAGCUAAGCCUGAAGCGAGCCAUGUGCCCCUCCAAGGAGGCUGGUCCCAGGCACGCCACAUACGCAAGGCACGUGAAUUAAAUGGCUUGGACAAAGUCAAAAUUGACGCAUGGAAUUUAAGACUCCCAUAUUUGUAAGCGUUAUUAGAUAUAUAGCUUGUCACUUCCUCUGUGUUUUAGUCAGAACAGAACGUACAGUAUAGUUAGUAUAAUAGCUAUCUAACCGGCGAGGAAGGCGCCGAAAGGGAUGGAGAGGAAGGAGAAAAGUUUUCCUGCAAGGCAGGGCCGAGUUGUUCAAAGCUGGGUUAAGAUAACCCAGGGUUAGUGGGAAAUUUGCAUUCAGAUUUGAAAGCUUAAAAAGGAUUUCAGACGGUUUUAAUUCUUUUUGUCUACAAGUUGAUGGUUGGAAGCUCUAAAAAUAACAGAGAAAAUUAUCCGAGAAAAUGCUUUUGAACACAAGAAAAAGAAACUCGGGUUAAAUUUAACCCUGGGUUAAGCGCGAAUCGGCCUUCGAACAACUGGGCCCAGGCCAAUUGGUACCGAAAAAUUAAUUAGUGCUGGUUCCGUUGAAGAAAUAUAUUGAACCAACACAGUCAAAUUGUUCUUUUCUUAGGUAUCGCAAGAAAAACUACACGGGAAUGUCGAUAAUGGAUAUUGGCAUUUUAAGUGGGUUCAGACCAACGGAGGAUUCGUUGCGAAAUGUAAGUGGUUUGUUUGGUUGGUAUGCUAUUUUCCCUUGCUAAAAACCGGAUUCACGACAGCAAUUGUUAUUAUUACUGUUCUUCCUUUUUCGUCUAAUAUAAUCCAAAACAAUCUCAUCGAAAGAUCAGACUGAAUACGAGGGUCUUUGAUCGCUAAUUGUUCUGGGUUGUUUUGCGUCUCUUUAACUUGACAAGAAAAGGAUGGCAAAGAACAAGAAACAGGCGUACACGGUGUGAUGUCACUUCAAGUGAGACAAGUUCUUGACUCGGCUUUUGUGCGGCGACCUCGAGCUCUCAGCAGAGCGCGGUGCUCACUGUCGUCACCAUUUCGUCUCACCAGGAGCUUUCGAAACCAGGACUAAAAUGUCACUAAGAAUGGAUUCGUGUUCUUUCAAACUUGAGCCCAUAUAUUUAGCCUCUCUUAAUUUCUCAAAUGUACAUGAAUUUUCCUGAAUUUGAGUUCUUCAGCGCUGCGGUAGCUGUCUUAAAAAAAAGAAAGGGCACUUGGAAAUGUUGUUGUUGUUGUUUUGUCUAACGUUGCUCUUGAUUGUUAUUUUUUUAGUUGAAAGACAAUUUAACUGAAUUCGAUAAAGUCGAGGUGUCUGAUGCUUCAAUGGUUGUCUACCUUAGUGAGGUAAGAUAUAAGAUAUCCCUGUUGAGUAUUCAAUUCUUUAAUGCUGUCGAACACGAGUCACGGCCUUUGUCCCUCAUUAGGCGUCGUUUAUUUGGAGAAAGGUUGUCCUGCGUAGAUGGGUCACCCGCUUACACCCAAGCUACCCUGGGCAAGCCAUCUAUUCAUACAUUUCCUUAAAACGUUGGAACUUCUAGAAGGGUGAUUAAGGCCUAGGCCAAACGUCAAACUUAGUGAAUUAAGUUCAGGAAAAGUUCAACGUCUGGCUCAGUCAAGGUCGUAUGAAUGAGUUUGGAUCAUUCUAUCCCUAUGCUUCAGAUGGAUACAACGUCUGAAGAUCGUCUCCGUGACAAUCGUCAAUCUUUACAGGCGACGAACUAGCCUCAUAAAUUAAAAAAAAUUGUGUGGUAAUGUAUAUUUAGCCUUGUUCGGGAAGAAAAUUUAUUAAACUUGCUUUUUGGUCUGAUUCAGUUGAUUGGUUCGACGCGUCCUAAGUUCGACGUGUGACACAACAGACGAUCAUAGCUCAAUUUAGGUCCACCCAAAUUAGAGUUUGAUUCGUCUCAUGAAAAGCUCGACGUUUGGCCUAGGCUUCGCCUCGCCGGGUCCCUCACCCUUUUGUGAUGGUAGAGUCAUCCUCCUAACCAAGCCAACUUUUCUCUAUAUAUACAUUUGGCUCGGCCAGCCAGGUUGUUUGGUCAAGGCGAGACAAUUAGAGAAUGCGCCAGCGCUGUUGACUCUGGUAAAGGGGUCAACACUUUUCUUAUUUAAACGCUCGCUUAAGUUGAGUCCGCUGGAAGGGCGACCCUACUGCCCGGGACAGGUUUUCUUGACUCCAUAUAAACGGGGCCUUUGGAACCUUAAGAUCAGACAACAUGCGGCGACGGCAACGAGAACGUCAUGCACCUGCAUCACGCAAAGGCCGUACUAAAGAGGGCGUUGGAUUAAAUGCUUCUGUUUUCAAAAUGAAGCAAAUGCAUAAUACAAGUGAAAUAAUCGUUCUUAAUUAAAUUAUCUCAGAUUCCGAAUGAUCGUGAACUUUGCGUGGAUGUGCAGUUUGACCGGGAAUAUCACGUGGGUGUGGUGCAGGCGGUUCCUAUAAAUGUCUACGACUACUACGAACCAGGUCAGAUAAUUUGAAUAAAAAGCUUCAUUAAUAAAAGUAUACUGCUGAAACGUUAUCAUUUGUCUCUCUAUGAAAUGCAUUGUGAAUUAUCAGUGCUUUCGUCGAGUGGUUAACUGCAGAUCACGAACCGUCAACACCGAUAUGUACUACUAACUUGGAACAAACGUCGAUCAGUAGUAGUUACCAGCACUUCAGUUACAAACAACUCAUUGACCAAUUCAACUAUAAUGAACAAAGAACAACAAAUUUGACUAAUAAUACAGCGACCGACCUGCUUUUUCUCUGGGUUGGGGGCAAUUGUAAAUUACCCUAGUAAGUGGGGUGUGGUUUUUGUAUAAAACUGCUGGCCCCACCGUGGGGCAUUUACAGCUUUCCGAAUCGAGAUAAAGUGACAAAUACCUGGGGGAAUGGGCAAUAUCUGAUUGGAACUGAGGAGGGUCGAAACGCGCUACUCGUCUUGACAGCCUUUUACACAGCUAAUAUUUUUACGGGUCAAGCGGUAGAUGAUCAAUAAGGUUCCGACUUAACUGACCAGUCAGGUCCUUAUAACCAUAGGUUAACACAAGAGCCAUAGUCCUAUUAUGGCUCUUGGUUAACACCAUCAACACGGACGAUAUACUACCGUCCAUUUGGCUCAGAUGCCUAGGCCAAACGUAGAACUUUACCUGAGACGAACCAAACUUAGUGAGUUAAGUUCAUGACAAGAUCGACGUCUGGCUCUGUUAAGUUCGUCUGACUGAAUUUGGAUCGUCCAACACGUUCUAUCGGUCUGCUUCAGACGGACAGAACGUCUGAAGAUCGUCUCCGGGCGAACGUCGAUCUUCAAAAGCGACGAUCUAAACUCAGUAAUAAAUUAAAAAUUUUUAUGAUAAUGUAUAUUUAGCCUCGUUAGGGAGAAAUAUUAAAAUUGUUUUUUGGUCUGAGUUCGACGUCUGACCCAACAGACGAUCUUAACUUAAUUCAGGUCAGUCGAACCAAAUUAGAGUGUUGCCUUGUCUCGUGAAAAGUUCGACGUUUGGCCGAAGCCUCAUCGUGACUACAUACCGCACAGAGACUCACAGAAGUCUACACAGAUUUUCGAAACGUCAGUCACUGACAACACUGCACCCCAGACACGCACCCAAACGACCAUCUCUAAAUCUUCUUAACCUAUUUAUGACAUACACUUAUAUCAUGAAGUUACAUACCACGAAUCAAGGUAUUUUUUUUGUAAAAAAUAUAAAUAUGUGAUUAUGAAUGCAAGUUAACGCUGCUAACCACCAAUGAAAGGAUUAUUCAGAUAAGAGUGAUGUGGAAAGUAAAAUUACCUGAGGCAAAUAUACAUCAUGCUUCUGAGAAGGAGGGUAAAGGAUGUAAUAUCUUUGAACUUCAGUUCUGGCAAAUCAACCUAGUCUUCAAAAUUUGUAUAAAAAAAAUAUCAGAGAUUUUGCCGAACAACUUUGAGUGCUGAAUGUCCUUACUACGUUUGCUUUAAUUCUACUUACUUUUUUUCAGACGAGUCAUGUACCGUGUUCUACGGACCGGACAAGUUCAGCCCACUGAAGAUGGGAGUCUGCGAUGUUGGCUCAAAGUCCUGUAAAUGUACCCAAGGUAUACCAUGGUAUACCAUAAAAUGCCACUUAUGAGCCCCCCCCCCCCCCCCCCCCAACAAAGCCCACCCCCCCCCAAAAAACACCAAACAAAACCCCCAUUCCUUUCAAUUAAAAUCAUAUAUUUUUUUUUAAUACUUUAUCUACUAUAAUAUUUCUACAAUAAAAAAAAAGAAAAAAAAAUAUUUAAUCAUCCCCAAACAGAUUGCUAAUCAGUUUUCUUUUUUUGAGCCCCCCCCCCCCACCCAGUUAGAGACCCCUCAACCUCUAAACAACCCAAAUAUAAGCCCUCUUCAAAUUUACUUAAAUGAUUUCGAUUUAUUAUGAGACCUUGAAGCUUAAUGAAUUGAAGACCAGUAAAUGCAAAAAGUAUUUUGAUUAGCACUACCAAAGCUUGUGUCAAAGCGCUUUUUCUAUUCCGAUAAUAAGUCCAUCCGUUUAUAAGCCCUCCUAAAUCCUCUUGCGAAAUUAUAUAAGCUCGGGGAUUAAAAGUGGCAGUUUACGGUAUUAAGUUCGAGUCAAGGUUACCACAUUUCUAGGCUCGUGCCAAAAACAACUACAACAACAACAACAUCAUCAAGCAAAAAAAUUAAAUUAUUGUUUGCGUAUGUGUAAGCUGGAAGGCUGGGGAAAAUUAUUUUAAUAUUAUUCCAAACACAUUAAAGUUUAUUUGCACGCAAAUUUAUUUAUAUUCUUAUUUCAGACCAAUGCGCACAACACGAUCCUGCGAUCAGAAGCUCCGCCCAGCUAACAUCCUUAGCUUGUCUAAACUACCAUUACGGUGAGAUCUUAUAACAAUGUAUUUUUUAGUCGGACAGAACAAUUACAGUUAAUAUAUAAAUUUAGCCAAGGCUUAAGGCGAAGCUCCCGUUAAUAAAAAGACAUCCACUUAAAGUUGAGCCUGCGAUCAAUCGAUAACUAGUAACUUGCCAGCGGAGAACUUCAAGGACACGUAACCUCGAUGCGUUGACACUUGAGCCCGCAAUACGGUCAUUUGAUAAUGGUCAGCGGAUACUCAGUUUUGACAGCUGUCAGGUGACCACAACAUGGAUAUGCAAUACAAGGCUACAGGUUCCCACACCAGCUAUAACAUUUGACAUUUAACGUUGGUUUCUCUGUGGUGCAGACGGACUGGCGGUCGGGCGGACAUAGGGUCACGUGAUAACCCAGAUUUCUCAGAUGGAUAGAUUACCACAGUUUCUUAGGUAUGGGGCUCCGCUCGCGCGCACGUGGAGCUCCAAUGUUACUCUGUUUGCUUCAUGCUCAAUGUCUUACGCCGGUGCGAUAUUCGCUCUGACGAAAGUUUCUUGUACACAGUGACGACAAAAUUUUGCCUCUUUUGACGAAAAAUCCACGAAAUACUUCAAUAGUAAUAAAGGGUUUUCGAAAAAAGAUUUAGAAAGACGACGAAGUACUUUGGGGCAAAGCAUAAAUAUGUCGUGCAUUAUUGUAAUAAUUUGACAUUAUUGUUUUUAUUUUGCGGCUAACUUGUUUUUUUAAUUUUCUGUUACUUGGCAGCUUUUAAAGGAAAGGUUUUGCAUAUCAGCGAAGAAAAUAGCGAUCUACUGUACUAUGUGAGAGUAAAGAACAUUAUUAAGCAAGGCAACCGAAAGCUGAAGGAAAAAGGGAGGGUCACGUUUUAUAAGAGAGGAAGCUGUGCCAGCCCGGAUCUUGAGGAAUCAAGCCAGUAUUUGUUUAUGGGGAAAGAUGAAAAGGCAGGCAGAUACGAGCUGGACAAGACAUCGUUUGUUAAACUGUGGCGCCCUGGUAGUAACAAGGACAGACGCCCUGCUAGUAACAAGGACAAACGCGUCUUAGAUGAGUUUGCAAAAAACUUUAAUUGCUCAUAA